AUGUUAAUAAAUGCGCAAACUUUUCAGUACUAUAACGGUGAUUUUCUUCUUGACAUGGUUUCAAGAAACAUUAAAAUCCCAAAACUACACAAGUGUAAUUAUCACAGAAUACUCAGCAGUCAAUCAGAAAUUGUACAGUAUGAGGUUUUCAACCCAACCAUUAUGGAAUACAUUUCUGAAGCAAAACUCUGUAAAAAGUUAGUUAGCGAAGUAUCCAUGUACACAGACUUUUCUGGCUACGAACAUUUAGUAGAGAAAGAAUUGAACAACUAUCCCAUAACACUUGCAGAAUGUAGAGAAAUGAUAAACAGUAAAAAAUGUGGGUUUGGAUCUUUAACGAAAGGUAGUUCUAACACAUGGAGCACCAAUAACAAAAUAGAUGUAGAUUAUCCGAAUAGAUUCACUAGCUUCUUCACUCCGAAAAGAUAUUACAAAGAAAAUUGUAUUGUUAUUGAAACAAAAGUUUACUCACAUUAUAAUCAAACCAAGCCAACUAAUAUUAUGGCUGAAAUGAAAAAUUGUAAGUAUCAAGACGGUUUUUGUGAGAUUAAGAAAAAUGAAAUCGUCACUUGGGAUGUCAACAGAGAGCAAAAAUGUCAAUACAUCUCGAUUGGAAUACUAGAUGGAAUGUAUAGCAACAAACUUUGGGUUAACAAUAAAAACCAAAUUGCUCUCAACUUCCAAUCAGAUAAAACUAUACAAGAUUGCAAUUCGAGUCUAAUGAUCAGCGAUGAAGGCUUUGCUGUAAGAAGAAUCAAUAGAGCUGCAGCACAAUAUUCUCCGAGGCAAAUUCCAGUAUCUAUUCCAUCACACUCUCAAAGACAACAACUGGAGGAGGACAGAAGAAAACGUGAACAAGAGGAGCAAAGAAAGCAGCAAGAAGAUAAUAGAAGACGUGAACAAGAAGACAGUAGAAAACGUGAAGAACAAUCGAGACGUGACCAAGAAGAUGCUAGAAGACGCGAUCAAGAAAGACAAAAACUGAAUGAAGCAGAUUUCGAAAAAAGGAAACAAGAAAAAUUGAAGAGAGAAGAAGAAACGGAGAAAAAGAAGCAAGAAAAGAUUAAAAAAGCUCAGGAUGAAGCUGAAAGAAAACUAAUACAACAACGGCAAGAAGAAGAUUGGACUGUUCAUGAUGAGAAACCAAAAGAUAAUCGUCAUCCACCAAAAUCAAACAGAACCAAAAGAGAGAUCACAGACCAUCGAGCAAUCUUCCAACCACUACCCCUACCAGAUUACAAUGAAUACUUAAAAAUAAAACAAGACUGUGACAAUCUCCCAAGUUAUGAAGCUUUCAAGAAUAGCAGAGAUGGAUGUGAUUCGCUCACAAGUUAUACAAAUUUCAUCAACAGCAUUGCAAACUAUGAGAAAAAUCAACAACACUUUAAUUUAUCUCAAACCUGGAGACCUCUACCAUUCCCCGGCUACGAAGAAUAUUUGAGUAUUAAAGAAGAUUGCAACAUUCUCCCGACUUACGAGGAAUAUAAAACAAUCAGAGAUAGCUGUCAUGCAUUUCCCAGUUAUACAGACUUUAUAAAAAGAAUAGCAAAAUAUGAAAUGUUCGAAACAGAUUGCGAGCAUAGAAUAGGACAUCCGGAUGAUUGA
Molecule: messenger RNA, 1605 nt
Organism: Caenorhabditis briggsae
Lineage: Eukaryota; Metazoa; Nematoda; Chromadorea; Rhabditida; Rhabditidae
Exons: 3
Coding region: 1-1605 (534 amino acids)
Source: RefSeq, a predicted model, not a curated record